UCCACGCUCAGGGGACUCGCGCGCACGCAGCGGCGCGGCCCCGGCGGCGGCAGCGACGUCACAAGCCGAACUUUCCUUUUCGGGAGUCCCCGGCAUACAUCCUGUGUCCAUGUUUGGUCAUUUACGUCACGGCGCCAGGGCCGGGGCCUCCCGAAAUGGCAGUGGCCCGGGGAGUCGGAAGCCCGGAGCCAGCACCGCCUCGGCUAUAUAAGUGGGGGGACGGUGGGCUGGGGGAGCCAGGCUGCGCUUUGGAGCCACCAGGAGCCGCCGCCCGAGGCCGGUGCCGGCGAGCCAGGGCGUCGCGGCCCCCCGACCCGCGUCCCGGACCCGAGCGUCGGGAGCUUGGAGCUAGAGCUCCAGGCUUCCCCGCCAGCCGCGCGCGCCCCAGCCCUGCGAGGCCCCGGGCGCCCCGCCGCCGCCGCCGCGCCAUGCUCCACCUGAGCGACUUCUCCGGCCCCGACGCGCCCCUCGCCAAACCCACCGAAGGCUGCGCCCACGCCAGCCCCGAGCUGCCCCGGCUGCCCGCCAGGGACGCUCCCUCGGCCGCCGCCUAUCCUGGAGGCGACUUCUUGAGCUGGGCUCUGAGCGGCUGCGGCGGCGCCGGGGGGGACCUAGCUGACUCCUGCUUCCUGGAAGGCCCCGCACCCACGCCCCCUCCGGGCCUCAGCUACAGCGGCAGCUUCUUCAUCCAGGCGGUACCCGAACACCCGCACGACCCGGAGGCCCUCUUCAACCUCAUGUCGGGCAUCUUGGGCCUGGCACCCUUCCCCAGCCCCGAGGCGGCAGCGUCUCGGUCCCCGCUGGAUGCCCCUUUCCCCGCGGGCCUCGAUGCCUUGUUGCCGGACCUUUACUCCCCGGAUCUGAGCUCAGCCGCCUUCACGGAGGCGUUUUGGGAGGCUGCGCCUUCGGCGGGAGCCCCCUCGCAGUGCCUGUUCGAGCCCCAGCUCUCCCCGCCCGACGUCAAGCCGGGGCUGCGGGCGCCUCCCGCUUCGCCAGCGCUGGACGCUGCCUCGGCCUUAAAAGGGCCCUACGCCCCCUGGGAGCUGCUGUCUGCGGGGGCCCCGGGGAACUGUGGGUCACAUGCAAGCUUCCAGGCCACCCCCGAGGCGCGUUUCCCCACGGUAGGGACCAAGGUUGAGGACCUGCUGUCCAUCAGCUGCCCCGCCGAGCUGCCGGGCCCGGCCACCAGACUCUACCCGGCAGGGGCCUACGACGCCUUCUCGUUGGCCCCGGGUGACUUAGGGGAGGGGACCGAGGGCCUCCCGGAGUUGCUGACCCCUCCGGGCGGGGAGGGAGGGAGCAGUGGCGAAGGCGGGGAGUUCCUGGCCACCUCUCAGCCUCAGUUGUCCCCGCUGGGCCUGCGCAGCGCCGCCACGGCGGCGGCGGACUUCCCCAAACCCUUGGUGGCCGACCUCCCGGGAGGCAGCGGAGUGGCCCCGCCGCCGGUGUCGCCCGCCGCCGCCUUUCCCGCGGCCAAGGCCCGUCGCAAGGGGCGCCGGGGCGGCAAGUGCAGCGCACGCUGCUUCUGCCCGCGGCCGCACGUCAAGGCCUUCGCCUGCCCGGUGGAGAGCUGCGUGCGGAGCUUCGCGCGCUCCGACGAGCUCAAUCGCCACCUGCGCAUCCACACCGGGCACAAGCCCUUCCAGUGCCGCAUCUGCCUGCGCAACUUCAGCCGCAGCGACCACCUCACCACGCACGUGCGCACCCACACGGGCGAGAAGCCCUUCGCCUGCGACGUGUGCGGCCGCCGCUUCGCACGCAGCGACGAGAAGAAACGGCACAGCAAGGUGCAUCUGAAGCAGAAGGCGCGGGCCGAGGAGAGGCUCAAGGGCCUGGGCUUCUACUCGCUGGGCCUCUCCUUCGCCGCCCUCUGAGCUGGAGCUGGCCCUGUAGGUUGGGGGCGCCGCCGCUCGGCGCACGCGGCAAGGUCUGGCCGGUCCCUCCUCCCCGCUACCCUUCCUGCCUCUUCCACGCACGUCCGGGGCCACCCGCAGUCCAGCUCCAGUUCCCAUGAAGCGCCUGCCGCACACGCCCUUUCAGCACGGGUUCCGUGGACAGCACCUGCUGUUCGCAGCCGCCUUCCUCCUAGCCAGCUGUGGGGACAGUCCUCUUGGGCCACCCACAGAGCAGGCACUUCCUUUGGGACUAAAGAGAGGUUUUUUGUUUUGUUUUGUUGGUAACUGGCGUUUGCCCCACGCCCUCCUCGUUAUCCUUCCCCAGAGACAAAGCUAGGGAUGUGCCGAGACGAGCCGGUCUCUUAGGAACUUUGUAUAGCAAUGUCCAGCAAGCCUUUGGAUGUGAUGUUUUUUGCUUUGGGGUGAUUUUCUUUUGGUUGUCGUUCAUUUUUGUAAAGCAGAUGCUACUCUCAAGCACUUGACAAAACUGUUUAUUUUUGCAAUUAAAAUUAUUGUGCUAAAAGCUUA
This is a messenger RNA of Peromyscus eremicus (cactus mouse), 2423 nucleotides long. It is a transcript of the gene Egr4, whose product is annotated as early growth response 4. The transcript has 2 exons. Gene Ontology annotation, biological process: regulation of transcription by RNA polymerase II. Lineage: Eukaryota; Metazoa; Chordata; Mammalia; Rodentia; Cricetidae. Gene Ontology annotation, molecular function: DNA-binding transcription factor activity, RNA polymerase II-specific; RNA polymerase II cis-regulatory region sequence-specific DNA binding. The record is from RefSeq and is a predicted model, not a curated record. The coding region runs from base 156 to 1874 and encodes 572 amino acids.